Molecule: messenger RNA, 516 nt
Organism: Arabidopsis arenosa
Lineage: Eukaryota; Viridiplantae; Streptophyta; Magnoliopsida; Brassicales; Brassicaceae
Source: the annotation of a GenBank genome assembly
AGAGAAAAAUAAAAAAGUUUUUCUUUCUCUUUUUAGAAACAAUAAUAUGUUGAUAGGGAAUCGACCACGGCCUCAAAUGCAGAGAACAGCAAGCAUAACGAGGAUCACCAUCGAGGUUGAUGAUGAUCAGACCGCCGGCCAAGACUCUGACGUGGCUAUGACGGUGGUUGACGGCGGAGAUAAUUACGACCAGCGAUUCUUGGGGAUGUUGUCGCCGGUAAAUCACCGGAGGAACGAGAGAAAAGACGGUGGGAGAUCAUCACCGUCGUCGUUGUCCUCUUUUCUUGGAAACUGUGGAUUUUGCAAACGCCGUUUAGCUCCGGGUCGUGAUAUUUACAUGUACAAAGGGGACGCAGCGUUUUGUAGCAUAGAAUGCAGAGAACAGCAAAUGGAGCACGACGAAGGCAAAACAAGAAACCGCGUCGUACUAUCACCAUCAAAUUAAACAUAUGCAUGGCUCAAAUUUGCUAUUACCCUAUAAGUUUGUGUGUGUUUUAAUUAACUUGAGAUUGUUGU